AUGAGUAUUUAUAACUUUAGCUUUAGUACGUCGGUGUCAAUCAGAUCAGCAGAUCUCAGUAAUUGCAAUAAACUGACAUUUCUCAAUGGAACAUUAUUUGAAUUUUGCAGUUUGAAAACAAUUUCACUUCCUAAAACCAUUAUAGGAAUAGGGGAUGGAUGCUUUUCUGGAUGCCUUCUAGAAACUAUAAAUUUUCCAAAAAGAUUGACAGUGAUUGAAUCAUAUGCAUUUUAUAAAUGUCAACUAACAAACAGAACUUUACCAGAAAAUUUAACUUAUAUAGCAGAUGGUUUAUUUUAUGAAUGUCCACUAACAAGCAUCAUUUUUCCAGAAAAUAUAACUUAUAUAGGAGAUAGUUCAUUUUAUGGGUGUAGACUAACAAACAUCAUUUUACCAGAAAAUUUAACUUAUAUAGGAGAUAAAUCAUUUUGUGGUUGCUCACUUACGAAUAUCGUAAUUCCAGAAAAAGUUACAUAUAUUGGGAAUUAUUCAUUUGCAGGAUGUCGACUUACUAAUUGCACAAUCUUAGCAAAUAUAACAUCUAUUGGAUAUAGGGCAUUUUCAUAUUGUUCAAUCAAAAAUAUUACAAUUCUAUCUAUGAUAGCUAAAAUUGGAAAUAAUGUAUUUGAAGAUUGCAGAUUAUUAACAAACGUCUUAAUUCUCGGAAAUUUAGCAUCUCUUGGAGAGAGAACCUUUUAUUUAUGCACGAGCUUAACAAAUAUCACAAUAACUAGUUGUUUAACAUAUAUUGGAAUAGAAGCAAUUCCGGAUUCGAUUGCAAUCAAAGAUAUAACAUUUCGAGUGAGUUCUGCAAUUAUUUCAUAUAAUGCAUUUCGCGAAUACACAAACUUAACAAGUGUCACAUUGAUAGGAGAUGUAAAAUCAAUUGGCGGUGCUGCAUUUUCUAAUUGCAUAUCAUUAAUAAAUUUCACAAUAACAGGAAUUGUGAAAUCAAUUGGCGGUGCUGCAUUUUUUAAUUGCACAUCACUCACAAAUUUAUCAUUCACAUCGAAUUAUGCACCUAUUGGAAAUUAUGCAUUUUGGAAUUGUACAUCAUUAAAGUAUAUUUCACCAAUAUGGAGUGUAACAUCUAUUGGAGAUUAUGCAUUUUCAUAUUGCAAAAACAUAACAAAUAUCACAUUCACUGGAUGUUUAACUUACAUUGGAGAUCGUGCAUUUGAUACUUGUCGAUCGUUAUCAUGUAUUACAUUCCUAAACAAUAUCAAUGUAAUUUCAGUUGGAAACUUUAUAUUUUAUGAUGAAAAUGGUGUUCCGUUUGGUAUGGAUCCAAAAAAUAUCUCCAUUCCUGGAAAGUUUUUAAUUUAUAUUGGUAAUCAAGGUUAUUUCCAAUUUAGAUACGGAAGUCACCUAUUUGUAACACGUCGAACAAUUUUAACAGAUUCAAUAAAAAAUCUUUUUGAUAGGAAAUCAACUUAUGUUCAUUAUGAUAACAGAGCAGGUCUUUCUGAUCAAAAAACGAUUGAAAUUCUUCAAUACAUCUCUAUUGAUGACAUCACAAUUCCUUAUGUUCCUAUAACAAUCAAUAACAACGUAUAUUAUAAAUCUAAUUAUAUCCGCCUCUCUCUUACUAUCACGCUUAACACACGUCCUGUUAAUUGA
Molecule: messenger RNA, 1620 nt
Organism: Trichomonas vaginalis G3
Lineage: Eukaryota; Parabasalia; Trichomonadida; Trichomonadidae
Product: surface antigen BspA-like family
Exons: 1
Coding region: 1-1620 (539 amino acids)
Source: RefSeq, a predicted model, not a curated record